UAACGUAGUUCUUGUAAAUUGUGAAAGUGCGCUUUGUUUGCUAAAAAAAAUAGUGAAUUCAGUGUGUAUUUGUUGUUAAAGGUGUAUCAAAUGUGUAAUUCAUCAUGACUGAAUGGUAUAGGAUGAGAAACGGAUUCAACAACAAGCAUAAUUCGUCGGAAUUAUCGGUUGAAAGUUCAUGUGAAAUGUCAGACUCUUAUAAUAUGUUUUCGGACAAUUUGAGUCCAAUACCGGCUUCUAUAAUGCCAAGGAAGCUGGAUUUCAGCAGUUUGGAUGACGAUGAUGGCAUCAGGGAUGCGUCGCCGGCCCCACCGUCGUUUAGUCCUCCGUACAAAAGAGUCAGAGCCCUAAGGUUGUUCGACAGCCCCCACACUCCGAAGUCGUUGCUGGAGAAGUGUUCGACGCCCUCCCACCACCCGCCCCGGUCGAGGCUGUUUCCGCCCAAAUUGAACGCGCCGACGGGCAUGCCGUCAGGAUCCAGUCAUCACCUCCACCCGCCGUCAGGGGACGAAGACAGCGCGUUGGGCAGUCUACCACCUGACGACAUGGAUGACUCGAGACCGCGGCCUGCCGCCAACAUCAACCCAUUCACGCCUGAUGGUCAAGCGUUGAACAAGAAAAAACGGGCGUUGUCGAAAACGCCGACAUGGGAUGCAACGCCCGAGCAACCUGCCAAAAGACUCAGGGAGUCAAACAUAUCCCGCUACAACGUGGAGUUCAUAGAGCUAGGCGUGAUAGGCCGCGGGCAGUUCGGGCGCGUCACUAAGUGCGUGAACAAAUUGGACGGCUGCGUCUACGCGCUCAAACGGUCGUUAAGGCCUGUAGCGGGGUCGGCGGCCGAAAGGGCAGCGCUGACAGAGGUUUACGCACACGCCGCCUUAGAGAAGCACCCGCAUGUCGUCAGAUAUUACUCAGCGUGGGCGGAAGACGACCAUAUGAUAAUCCAGAACGAGUACUGCGACGGUGGCUCCCUCCAACAGAAGAUGGAAGCCGGGCCUCUGGCGGAGAGCGAAUUGCUGUUACUACUAGCGCACAUAGCUGACGGAUUAGCCUACAUCCACUCCCGAGCGCUGGUCCACAUGGACGUGAAGCCGGGCAACAUCUUCCUGUGCAGCGCCGACGUGGCGCCGGCCGACAGCGACGACGGCUACGACGACGACGAGCCGCGCCCCGACCACCUCUACAAGAUCGGAGACCUCGGCCACGUGACGUGCGUGUCGUCGCCGUCCGUAGAAGAAGGCGACUGCAGGUACUUGCCCAAAGAAGUGUUGCAGGAAGACUUCACGCAUCUAACCAAGGCUGACAUCUUUGCUUUCGGUCUAACGUUAUUCGAGGCGGGAGGCGGUGGUCCUUUACCGAAGAAUGGGCAGCAGUGGCACGAUUACAGAGAAGGCAAGCUGCCCGACCUGCCCGGACUGUCGAGGGAGUUCAACCAGCUUCUAAAGAAAAUGGUGGAUCCAGACCCGACGGUGCGACCGUCCGCCGCCAGGCUUCGUAAGCACCCGCUGCUCCACCCGUCGUGCAACAAAAGCAAGUCGCAGCUUCGACGUGAGCUGGCCGCGGCUAAGAUGAAGAACGAACUGCUGGCUAGGAAGCUGCAGGAGGCUGCUAGGUUAGUAGACACUAAAGUCCGGUCGCCGAGCACGCAGAAUUUCGUCCAAUGA
This is a messenger RNA of Ostrinia nubilalis (European corn borer), 1664 nucleotides long. RefSeq names its product wee1-like protein kinase. Gene Ontology annotation, cellular component: cytoplasm; nucleus. The coding region runs from base 105 to 1664 and encodes 519 amino acids. Gene Ontology annotation, molecular function: ATP binding; non-membrane spanning protein tyrosine kinase activity; magnesium ion binding. The transcript is spliced from 11 exons. The record is from RefSeq and is a predicted model, not a curated record. NCBI's taxonomy places the organism in Eukaryota, Metazoa, Arthropoda, Insecta, Lepidoptera, Crambidae. Gene Ontology annotation, biological process: protein phosphorylation; negative regulation of G2/MI transition of meiotic cell cycle; mitotic cell cycle.